GGUAGCUGUGGUUCAGAUCACACUCAGUCUCACUCUCAAGUAAAGUAAUACAGAGAAUCUCAGCGGUGUUGCUGCUGCACGCUCUCGGGGGAGAUAAGGUGAGAUUGGCUUCUUGUAAAGUGGAGCUCAGUUUGGUGUGAUCGGAAACUCUUUCUCUGUAUGAUCACAGGAAGCUGUAUAGGAACCUGCUGAUUCACUAGAUUGAAAUCAGCAUGCAGGGAGCCUUCAACUGCUCAGCCUUGUAACAGCACAGCAGAGUGAUACAGCACAGCAACGUGUGAUACAGCACAGCAACGUGAUACAGCACAGCAGAGUGAUACAGCACAGCAACGUGUGAUACAGCACAGCCGAGUGAUACAGCGUGGGAAAGCAUUGUAAAGCACAGAGAGGUCUGGUAAAGCACAGGGAAAGCAUUGUAAAGCACAGAGAGGUCUGGUAAAGCAUAGGCAAGCAUUGUAAAGCACAGAGAGGUCUGGUAAAGCAUAGGGAAGCAUUGUAAAGCACAGAGAGGUCUGGUAAAGCAUAGGGAAGCAUUGUAAAGCACAGAGAGGUCUGGUAAAGCAUAGGGAAGCAUUGUAAAGCACAGAGAGGUCUGGUAAAGCACAGGCAGGUCCGGUCUGGUCUGGUCUGGUCUGGUGCAGGUGGCCAUGUGUUUUCCUGGCCCGUGGUUUGGAAAGUAGGUCAGUGCCUUAUCUGGUGUGUUGCAGGCAGUGGGUCGAGAGGCUGGCUGGCAGCUCGGGUGCAGCAGAGGCGGUUUCCAGGAAGCGUUUCCUCCGAGUCAGAGCGCAAGGGGGCGGGGCUCCCUGCACCGCACACAUCAACCCCAGAUCACGAGCGCUUCGGAACAAAGUCAAACUCGCCUGCUGCUGCUGCUGCGCACACACAGCGCUGCCUUCAAAGGGAGUUAUCUAUCAACGCGUCUGCUGCUGCUGCGCACACACAGCGCUGCCUUCAAAGGGAGUUAUCUAUCAACGCGUCUGCUGCUGCUGCUGCGCACACACAGCGCUGCCUUCAAAGGGAGUUAUCUAUCAACGCGUCUGCUGCUGCUGCGCACACACAGCGCUGCCUUCAAAGGGAGUUAUCUAUCAACGCGUCUGCUGCUGCUGCGCACACACAGCGCUGCCUUCAAAGGGAGUUAUCUAUCAACGCGUCUGCUGCUGCUGCGCACACACAGCGCUGCCUUCAAAGGGAGUUAUCUAUCAACGCGUCUGCUGCUGCUGCGCACACACAGCGCUGCCUUCAAAGGGAGUUAUCUAUCAACGCGUCUGCGUGUGUCGGGGGGGGGGGGGGUUACAGCUCUGGCUAGUUGUGUUUUUAACUCCCCUUUUUUUAAAAGCUUUCGGAAGUUGUUCUUGUGUGUUACUGACACGCGCGUCCCUGCACCUGAAAACACAGCGAUAAUGAAAACCUGGAGCGCGUUAUUACUGCUGGGGCUGCUGGGGACCCUGGGCUCGGCGUGGGGUACGGACACUGAACCCCGCAGCGCAGCACGACCCCUGCAGGCUAACGCGAGCACUGCACCCUGGGUCCAUCGCAGGGGGAGGAGGGCUGGAGAGUGUGCAAACGGGAGACACAGGGAUGAGGGCUCCAGGCUGUGCUGCCUCAGCUGCCCUGCUGGUUUCUACAGACAUGCUCCAUGCACAGACCGUGAUAAGUGGCAUCACUGCCGGCAGUGCCAGCCGGGCACCUUCCUGGAGCACAGCAACUACAUGCGGAGCUGCGAGAAGUGUGAUUCCUGUGAUGAGAGCUUGUUGCAGGUGGUGGUGAGGACUUGCACCCCCUCCAGCAGGACGCAGUGUGGCUGUCCAGGAGGACACUACAAGUCAAGAGACAGCCUCUGCAGACCCUGCACACUGUGCCAGCACAGACCUGUCAACAGCAACUGUUCAGGUGUUGAUGACACGGUGUGUGGAGACUGUCUCUCGGGGUUCUAUGAAGAUGAACAGAAGGUUUGUCAGCCGUAUGAGAGACAGCCUGGGGGCUCACCACUAGGAGCCAUCAAAGGCGGGGUCUCUCCUCUCAUGUACAUGGUUGCCUGCCUCGCUCUGGUGCUGUCUCUGCUGGCCGCCGCGGGCAUCCGUUCCUUCAGACACAGGAGGAGGGAGCAGAGCGUCCUGCACACUGGUGAGAGCACAGAGACUGACACUGGAGAUUCAGCCGACCCCAAGCCAGCCUGCCCCUCCUCCGGCUGCGAGGGUCUGGUGGUUAUCAGCGACGGACCCGCUGAGAGUGAGGCCUGUGUGAAUGCCGUUCCCCCCUGUGCUGGCAGCCAGAGCGACCACAGAACCCCCCCCUGCACCCUGCACCCCCCUCCCACUGCAGCGCCCCCUCUCUGGUGUGGCAGCAUGCUGUACUGCAUCAUUGACGUGGUUCCCGCGCGUCGCUGGAAGGAGUUUGUGCGCACGCUGCCGCUGCCAGACGAGGAGAUGGAGCGGGCGGAGCUGGAGGCGGGGCCUGUCCUCCGUGAGCAGCAGUACAUGAUGCUGAAGCGCUGGACACAGAGACAGGGAGCAGGACUUCACUGUGUCUAUAACACACUGCACAGCAUGGACCUGCCUGACUGCACAGAGACCCUGAGAGAGAGACUGGGGGAGAGAGAGAGACAGAGUCAGGGAGCGGGACUUCACUGUGUCUAUAACACACUGCACAGCAUGGACCUGCCUGACUGCACAGAGACCCUGAGAGAGAGACUGGGGGAGAGAGACACAGAGUCAGGGAGCGGGACUUCACUGUGUCUAUAACACACUGCACAGCAUGGACCUGCCUGACUGCACAGAGACCCUGAGAGAGAGACUGGGAGAGAGAGACACAGAGUCAGGGAGCAGGACUUCACUGUGUCUAUAACACACUGCACAGCAUGGACCUGCCUGACUGCACAGAGACCCUGAGAGAGAGACUGGGGGAGAGAGAGACACAGAGUCAGGGAGCGGGACUUCACUGUGUCUAUAACACACUGCACAGCAUGGACCUGCCUGACUGCACAGAGACCCUGAGAGAGAGACUGGGGGAGAGAGACACAGAGUCAGGGAGCAGGACUUCACUGUGUCUAUAACACACUGCACAGCAUGGACCUGCCUGACUGCACAGAGACCCUGAGAGAGAGACUGGGGGAGAGAGAGACACAGAGACAGGGAGCAGGACUUCACUGUGUCUAUAACACACUGCACAGCAUGGACCUGCCUGACUGCACAGAGACCCUGAGAGAGAGACUGGGGGAGAGAGACACAGAGUCAGGGAGCGGGACUUCACUGUGUCUAUAACACACUGCACAGCAUGGACCUGCCUGACUGCACAGAGACCCUGAGAGAGAGACUGGGGGAGAGAGAGACACAGAGUCAGGGAGCGGGACUUCACUGUGUCUAUAACACACUGCACAGCAUGGACCUGCCUGACUGCACAGAGACCCUGAGAGAGAGACUGGGGGAGAGAGAGACACAGAGUCAGGGAGCGGGACUUCACUGUGUCUAUAACACACUGCACAGCAUGGACCUGCCUGACUGCACAGAGACCCUGAGAGAGAGACUGGGGGAGAGAGAGACACAGAGUCAGGGAGCGGGACUUCACUGUGUCUAUAACACACUGCACAGCAUGGACCUGCCUGACUGCACAGAGACCCUGAGAGAGAGACUGGGGGAGAGAGGGACACAGAGUCAGGGAGCAGGACUUCACUGUGUCUAUAACACACUGCACAGCAUGGACCUGCCUGACUGCACAGAGACCCUGAGAGAGAGACUGGGGGAGAGAGAGACACAGAGUCAGGGAGCAGGACUUCACUGUGUCUAUAACACACUGCACAGCAUGGACCUGCCUGACUGCACAGAGACCCUGAGAGAGAGACUGGGGGAGAGAGAGACACAGAGUCAGGGAGCAGGACUUCACUGUGUCUAUAACACACUGCACAGCAUGGACCUGCCUGACUGCACAGAGACCCUGAGAGAGAGACUGGGGGAGAGAGACACAGAGUCAGGGAGCAGGACUUCACUGUGUCUAUAACACACUGCACAGCAUGGACCUGCCUGACUGCACAGAGACCCUGAGAGAGAGACUGGGGGAGGGAGAGACACAGAGUCAGGGAGCGGGACUUCACUGUGUCUAUAACACACUGCACAGCAUGGACCUGCCUGACUGCACAGAGACCCUGAGAGAGAGACUGGGGGAGAGAGAGACACAGAGUCAGGGAGCAGGACUUCACUGUGUCUAUAACACACUGCACAGCAUGGACCUGCCUGACUGCACAGAGACCCUGAGAGAGAGACUGGGGGAGAGAGAGACACAGAGUCAGGGAGCAGGACUUCACUGUGUCUAUAACACACUGCACAGCAUGGACCUGCCUGACUGCACAGAGACCCUGAGAGAGAGACUGGGGGAGAGAGAGACACAGAGUCAGGGAGCGGGACUUCACUGUGUCUAUAACACACUGCACAGCAUGGACCUGCCUGACUGCACAGAGACCCUGAGAGAGAGACUGGGGGAGAGAGACACAGAGUCAGGGAGCAGGACUUCACUGUGUCUAUAACACACUGCACAGCAUGGACCUGCCUGACUGCACAGAGACCCUGAGAGAGAGACUGGGGGAGAGAGGGACACAGAGUCAGGGAGCAGGACUUCACUGUGUCUAUAACACACUGCACAGCAUGGACCUGCCUGACUGCACAGAGACCCUGAGAGAGAGACUGGGGGAGAGAGAGACACAGAGUCAGGGAGCAGGACUUCACUGUGUCUAUAACACACUGCACAGCAUGGACCUGCCUGACUGCACAGAGACCCUGAGAGAGAGACUGGGGGAGAGAGAGACACAGAGUCAGGGAGCAGGACUUCACUGUGUCUAUAACACACUGCACAGCAUGGACCUGCCUGACUGCACAGAGACCCUGAGAGAGAGACUGGGGGAGAGAGAGACACAGAGACAGGGAGCAGGACUUCACUGUGUCUAUAACACACUGCACAGCAUGGACCUGCCUGACUGCACAGAGACCCUGAGAGAGAGACUGGGGGAGAGAGAGACACAGAGUCAGGGAGCAGGACUUCACUGUGUCUAUAACACACUGCACAGCAUGGACCUGCCUGACUGCACAGAGACCCUGAGAGAGAGACUGGGGGAGAGAGAGACACAGAGUCAGAGCAUCAAGUCUGUUUUUAAAGGAUGAUUUUGUGUGUGUUGCUCACAGGUGGAUGUUGGUUUUCUCUGCUGUAUAUUCAGAGCUCAGCUCUGAAGCUGUCAGUCACAAUCAUUCUGAAGAUGCCUGUGUAAUAUGCUGGAUAACAUGAGUUACUGUAUCUUGUAUUUUAUAAAAAUAUGAUUGAA
This is a messenger RNA of Acipenser ruthenus (sterlet), 5305 nucleotides long. Its product is annotated as tumor necrosis factor receptor superfamily member 25. NCBI's taxonomy places the organism in Eukaryota, Metazoa, Chordata, Actinopteri, Acipenseriformes, Acipenseridae. Gene Ontology annotation, biological process: signal transduction. The transcript has 10 exons. Gene Ontology annotation, cellular component: plasma membrane. The record is from RefSeq and is a predicted model, not a curated record. Gene Ontology annotation, molecular function: protein binding. The coding region runs from base 1401 to 2741 and encodes 446 amino acids.